AGUUAGCAAGCUCGGUGAAGGAGGCAAGUUCCCACAGCCGGCUCGGGCUCGCCCACCUUCCCCGCAGCGGCCGUGCGUCCCGAUCCUAUUCCUCUUUUCCCUCGUGGAGAACUGAGGACUUACUUGACUGAGGAAAAUGCCAAUGAUGUGGAUGUGACCAUGAAAAGAGAACGUGUGACUGGAGGAGGCAGAAGAGGAUGAGGAAAAGCGUUAUUUGAAGAGAAGAAUAAGCCAGCCACUCCAACGUUUUCUGCAAAUUGGUGCAAUUACUUCUCGGGUCCAUUUGCUUUUAUUCUUUCUAACCCACAAUUAAGAAAUCUUGAUUUGAGGGCCAAGAGACAACCUCUUACAAUUGGGGAACGCUUCUGGUUGGCAGAUCUUUUGGAUGUAACAUUAUUGGAACAUUUAGACUCUCCUCGGGAAAAGCCACCAUGAAUUCGGUAGCUGGGAAUAAAGAGAGGCUUGCGGUCUCCAACCGGGGCAAGAAAUACGGGGUGAAUGAGGUCUGCUCGCCCACUAAGCCCGCGGCUCCCUUCUCCCCUGAGAGCUGGUACAGGAAAGCGUACGAGGAAUCGCGCGCUGGGAGCCGGCCUACCCCCGAGGGCGCAGGCUCGGCGCUGGGCUCGUCGGGGACCCCGUCCCCCGGCUCGGGCACCUCGUCCCCGAGCUCCUUCACCGGAUCCCCGGGUCCCGCCUCUCCGGGCAUCGGCACCAGCUCGCCGGGCUCCCUGGGCGGCUCGCCGGGCUUCGGCACCGGCUCCCCGGGCUCUGGCAGCGGCGGCGGCUCCUCCCCCGGCUCGGACCGCGGCGUCUGGUGCGAGAACUGCAACGCCCGCCUGGUGGAGCUGAAGAGGCAGGCUCUCAAGCUGCUCCUCCCGGGGCCCUUCCCGGGCAAGGAUCCUGCUUUCUCAGCUGUGAUUCAUGACAAGCUCCAGGUCCCCAAUACCAUCCGGAAGGCAUGGAAUGACCGAGACAACCGCUGUGACAUUUGUGCCACACACCUGAACCAGCUGAAGCAGGAGGCCAUCCAGAUGGUGCUGACUUUGGAGCAGGCAGCUGGCAGUGAGCACUAUGAUGCCUCACCUGGAUCACCACCACCGCUCUCCAAUGCCUCCACUCUGGUGGGGUCACGGCAUGGGGGUGGGCUCCAGCAGCCCAGGGAUUGGGCCUUUGUGCCUGCCCCAUAUGCCACCUCCAACUAUACAGGCCUUGUCAACAAGCACAGCAGCAAGCCCAAUAGCCUUGGGGUCAGCAAUGGGGCAGAAAAGAAGAGUGGAUCCCCCACCCAUCAGGCCAAGGUCAGCCUCCAGAUGGCCACAAGUCCCAGCAAUGGGAACAUCCUUAACUCGGUGGCCAUUCAGGCUCAUCAAUACCUGGAUGGCACCUGGUCCCUUUCAAGAACCAAUGGAGUCACCCUGUACCCUUACCAGAUCUCCCAGCUGAUGACAGAGACAAGCCGGGAGGGCCUGACAGAAGCAGCUCUGAACCGCUACAAUGCAGACAAGCCAGCGGCCUGCAGCGUCCCCGCCUCACAGGGCUCCUGUGUGGCCAGUGAGACUUCCACAGGCACCUCGGUGGCUGCUUCCUUCUUUGCAAGAGCUGCUCAGAAGUUAAAUCUGUCUUCCAAAAAGAAGAAACAUCGACCUUCUACUUCUUCUGUUGCUGAGACACCUCUCUUUGCCACCAGCUUCAGUGGGAUUCUGCAGACCUCCCCUCCCCCAGCCCCACCCUGUCUGCUGAGGGCUGUCAACAAGGUGAAGGACACUCCAGGCCUGGGCAAGGUGAAAGUCAUGCUUCGUAUUUGUUCUACGUUGGCUCGUGAUACCUCAGAAUCCAGCUCUUUCUUAAAGGUGGACCCUCGGAAGAAGCAGAUUACCUUGUAUGAUCCCUUGACUUGUGGAGGUCAAAAUGCCUUCCAAAAGAGAAGCAACCAGGUCCCUCCUAAGAUGUUUGCCUUUGAUGCAGUUUUUCCACAAGAUGCUUCACAAGCUGAAGUGUGUGCUGGAACCGUGGCAGAGGUGAUCCAGUCUGUGGUCAACGGGGCGGAUGGCUGCGUGUUCUGUUUUGGCCACGCCAAGUUGGGAAAAUCCUAUACCAUGAUUGGGAAGGAUGAUUCCAUGCAGAACCUUGGCAUCAUUCCCUGUGCCAUCUCUUGGCUCUUUAAGCUCAUCAAUGAACGGAAAGAAAAGACGGGAGCCCGUUUCUCUGUUCGGAUCUCAGCCGUAGAGGUGUGGGGGAAAGAAGAGAACCUGCGGGACCUUCUAUCUGAGGUGGCCACUGGCAGCCUGCAGGAUGGCCAGUCCCCGGGCGUGUACCUCUGCGAAGACCCCAUCUGUGGCACACAGCUGCAGAACCAGAGUGAGCUGCGGGCCCCCACUGCAGAGAAGGCGGCUUUCUUCCUGGACGCUGCCAUUGCUUCCCGUCGGAGCAAUCAGCAGGACUGCGAUGAAGAUGACCACCGCAACUCCCACAUGCUCUUCACCCUGCACAUCUACCAGUACCGGAUGGAGAAGAGCGGGAAAGGUGGAAUGUCUGGAGGUCGUAGUCGCCUGCAUCUCAUUGAUCUUGGCAGCUGUGUGAAAGCUCUUAGCAAAAAUCGAGAAGGAGGUUCAGGGCUGUGCCUCUCAUUGUCUGCACUGGGCAAUGUCAUCCUCGCUCUCGUCAAUGGCAGCAAACACAUCCCAUACAAAGAGAGCAAGCUCACCAUGCUGCUUCGGGAGUCUCUGGGGAACAUGAACUGUCGCACCACCAUGAUCGCUCACAUCUCUGCUGCAGCUGGGAACUAUGCAGAAACCCUGUCUACCAUCCAGAUUGCAUCAAGGGUCUUGAGGAUGAAGAAGAAAAAGACGAAGUACACGUCGAGCUCCUCUGGUGGAGAAAGCUCCUGUGAGGAAGGCAGAAUGCGCAGGCCCACCCAGCUGAGACCCUUCCAUACCAGAGCCACGGUGGACCCCGACUUCCCCAUUGCGCACCUGUCCAGUGAUCCUGACUACUCCUCCAGCAGCGAGCAGUCUUGUGACACUGUCAUUUACAUCGGGCCUAAUGGCACAGCCCUCUCCGACAAGGAGCUCACCGACAAUGAGGGCCCCCCAGACUUUGUUCCCAUUGUGCCUGCCCUGCAGAAGACCAGAGGUGACAGCCGGCCCACAGAGGCAGGAGAGGCUGCAGCCAGCAAAUCAGAAAGGGACUGCUUGAAGUGUAACACAUUUGCUGAGCUGCAAGAGAGACUAGACUGCAUUGAUGGCAGCGAGGAGCCCAGUAAGUUUCCUUUCGAAGAGCUGCCUGUACAGUUUGGGGCAGAGCAAGCGAGUAAAUGCCCCUCGUUAAGCCAAGUGGCUGGGGCAAACUCACUUUCUGAGUCCGAUAAGGAAGACAACGGGUCAGAUGGCCAGCUGACUGAUCGGGAAGGCACAGACAACCUGGCCUGUAAGAUGCAAAGGAAUCACUCCCCUGUGCCUGCCACAGCACGCAGCAGCAGCCCCACCCCAGCCUCACCCCGAAGCAUCCCAGGCAGCAGCAGCCAGAUGGUGCAGAGCCCCAGCCUCCAGAGCAGCCGGGAGAGCCUGAACUCCUGUGGCUUCGUGGAGGGCAAGCCCAGGCCCAUGGGCUCCCCCCGGCUGGGCAUUGCCAGCCUGUCCAAGACCUCUGAGUACAAACCCCCCAGCUCUCCUUCCCAGAGAUGCAAAGUCUACACCCAGAAGGGGGUCCUGCCAACUUCUGCCCCACUGCCACCCUUGAGCAAGGAUUCUGGCAUGGUCUCUAGCGAGUCCUUGCUGCAGCCUGAGGUACGUACCCCUCCAGUUGGAAUGAGCCCCCAGGUUUUGAAGAAAUCUAUGUCUGCUGGAAGUGAGGGGUUCCUAGAAACCCCUGUUGAGGAUGAGCAUCAGGCAGCAUCUCCCCCAGACUCCAAGAAGGAGAUCCUGAGCACCACAAUGGUGACCGUGCAGCAGCCACUGGAGCUGAACGGGGAGGACGAGCUGGUGUUCACGCUGGUGGAGGAGCUGACCAUCAGUGGGGUCCUGGACAGUGGCCGCCCCACCAGCAUCAUCAGCUUCAAUAGCGACUGCUCUGUGCAGGCCUUAGCCUCAGGCUCCCGGCCUGUCAGCAUCAUCAGCAGCAUCAGCGAGGAUCUGGAGGGCUACUCCAGCAUGGCUCCUGUCUCUGAGGUGAGCAUCACACAGUUCUUGCCCCUUCCGAAGCUGAACCUGGAUGGGAAGCCCCGGGAAACAGGCAGCAGGCGUUCCUCCAUCAGCUCCUGGCUUAGCGAGAUGAGUGCAGGAAGUGAUGGUGAGCAAUCAUGUCACAGUUUCAUAGCCCAGACAUGUUUUGGGCAUGGGGAGGCCAUGGCAGAACCUCCAGCCUCGGAGUUUGUUAGCAGCAUCCAGAACACUGCUGUGGUGUGCAGAGAGAAGCCCAAGGCAGGCUCUGAUAACCUGCUCAUCUUGUCUGAGGUCGGGGAAGACUCUUUCAACAAAGCCACCCCCAUCAAAAGCUGCAAAAUAUCCACACUGGGCAAGGCCAUGGUCACCAUCUCCAAUACAACCAACCUGAGCAAUUGCGAAGGGUACAUCCCCAUGAAGACCAACAUCACAGUUUACCCCUGCAUUGCCAUGAGCCCUCGGAACGUACAAGAGCCUGAGGCUUCUACUGCCAUCUCCAAAACAGCUGCCAGAGCAGCCUCGUCCCAGGAGAGUAAAGAAACCAGUGCAAAGAAAGAGAUGAAAUUUGAGGACCCCUGGCUAAAACGAGAAGAGGAAGUGAAAAAAGAGAAUGCUUUUCCCAGUGAAGAAGGGAUUAGGUAUGAGACUGCCACAGGCCCUACUAAGCCUGAGACCAGACCAGAGCAAGAACAGGACAGGAAGCCCAGCCCGGGCGACAGGCUCAGCAGCAGCAGUGGAGAGGUAUCUGCCUCCCCAGUGACUGACAACUUCAAGAGGGUUGUGGAUGGCUGUGAAAUGGCUCUGCCUGGUUUGGUGGCCCAGAGCCCAAUGCAUUCCAGCAAAAGCCUGAAAUCUAGCAGCCUUCCUAGAGCAUUUCAGAAAGCCAGCAGACACGAGGAGCUGGACAGCCUCUUCUACCACUGCAGUGCCGACACCAAUGGCCUGGGGACAGCAUCAGGCACCCAGGCCUCUAAGGCAACCCUGGAGCGCAAGGUGGCUUCACCCAAGCAUUGUGUCCUUGCCCGUCCUAAAGGGACUCCCCCUCUGCCCCCUGUCCGCAAGUCCAGCUUGGACCAGAAGAACCGGGCCAGCCCCCAGCACAGUGCCAGCAGCAGCAGCACCAGCAGCCCCUUGAACCAGCCAGCCACCUUCUUGGCCAGCUUCCCUGAUGAGCCCAGCAGCAAGGUGAAGGACGCCAGUAGCAGCAGCAAGCUCUUCAGCGCCAAGCUGGAGCAGCUGGCCAGCAGGACCAACUCUCUUGGCAGAACAACAGUCAGCCACUACGAAUGCUUGUCGCUGGAGAGGGCCGAGAGCCUGUCCUCCAUGAGCUCGCGACUGCACGCUGGCAAAGACAGCACCAUGCCCCGAGCUGGCAGGAGCCUGGGCCGCAGCAGCGCAGGGGCCUCACCACCCAGCUGCAGCGCCACCCAGUCAGCAGGGGCGUCGCCCAAGGCCAGCCAGUCCAAGAUUUCAGCCGUGAGCAAGCUCCUCCUGGCCAGCCCCAAAGCCCGCAGCCUGUCCACCCCCACCACCAAAACCCUCAGCUUCUCCACCAAGUCGCUGCCUCAGUCAGUGGGCCAGAGCUCCAACGUGCCCCCCAGCGGGAAGCACAUGUCCUGGUCCACCCAGUCGCUCAGCAGGAACCGAAGCUCUGGAUUGGCUUCCAAACUGCCGCUGAGAGCAGUCAAUGGGCGCAUCUCCGAGCUGCUGCAGGGGAACGGGGGCGCCCGGGGUUUGCAGGUGCGGGCUGGACCCGAGGCGGAGGAGCGCAGUGGGGCCCCCGCGGAGGACAAGCCUGCAGCAGCGCACCUGCUGCCCUCGCCCUACAGCAAGAUCACCCCACCGCGGAAGCCACACCGGUGCAGCAGCGGGCAUGGCAGCGACAACAGCAGCGUGCUGAGCGGGGAGCUCCCGCCGGCCAUGGGGAAGACUGCCCUCUUCUACCACAGUGGUGGCAGCAGCGGCUAUGAGAGCAUGAUGAGGGACAGCGAGGCCACCGGCAGCGCGUCCUCGGCCCAGGACUCCAUGAGCGAGAACAGCAGCUCUGUGGGCGGCAGGUGUCGGAGCCUGAAAACCCCAAAGAAACGGUCCAAUUCAGGUUCUCAGAGACGGAGGCUCAUCCCAGCAUUGUCCCUCGAUACCUCCUCCCCUGUGAGAAAACCCACCACCAGCACAGGGGUCCGCUGGGUGGAUGGCCCCUUGCGGAGCACCCAGAGGGGCCUCGGGGAACCCUUUGAGAUCAAGGUCUAUGAAAUCGACGAUGUGGAGCGCCUGCAGCGGCGACGUGGUGGCGCCAGCAAGGAGGUCAUGUGCUUUAACGCAAAACUGAAAAUUCUGGAGCAUCGCCAGCAGAGGAUCGCAGAGGUCAGAGCCAAGUACGAGUGGCUGAUGAAGGAGCUGGAAAUGACCAAACAGUACCUGAUGCUGGACCCCAACAAGUGGCUCCGUGAAUUCGACUUGGAGCAGGUGCUGGAGCUGGAUUCCCUGGAGUACCUGGAGGCCCUGGAGUGUGUCACCGAGCGCCUGGAGAGCCGCGUCAACUUCUGCAAGGCCCAUCUCAUGAUGAUCACCUGCUUUGACAUCACCUCCAGGCGCCGAUAAGGAGCGGCAGAUCCCUGGUCCACCAGUCCCCUUACUCCCCAGGGGGACGUCACCCUCCCCCAGGCCCUCUGUGCUGGCGGCACCCCAAAGACUAUAGAAUGAGGAUGAAGGUUGGUGGCAAGUCUGGAGGCAGCGUUGAGCGGAAGGCGAGUUUUCUUUUGUUUUCUGAAGUAGGGAAGGUGCAAACCCGAACACGUGGAAGGAGAGAAUGAUGGGAAGCCCAAGGGACGUCAGAGCCCCGUGAGACUGAAAUAAAAGCACUUUGAGGAACUUAACUUGUUUGUACAUAAGAACUGCUGGCAAAGAGACCUCUCUCUUGUCGUGCUUUCGUGAGGGGGAGGGUGGACGGAGGAUUGCUGUGGAAAGCGAAAACAAAACACCCACGACAAGAUGACCCAGGAUGACGGAUUAAGUGCCUUGCAAAUCUUUAUGAUUACCCAAACAUUUGUGUUCAACUCUUCUCGUGUACAGAUGGUGCUAGUCAAGACGCAAACAACAAAACCCACAGAAGAGAAAAUCCCACGCGUUUUUGAAAUGUACUCAUGGCUCGUUUUUCUCUUGGUGUUUUAUCCUAUUUCUGACUUGCUGUUUGUAAGUAAGUUGUGUUUGUAGAGCUAUUUCCUAACCAGUAUUGCAUAUGAAUAAAUGUUAACUGUCUUAUA
Marmota flaviventris (yellow-bellied marmot) is the source of this 7423-nucleotide messenger RNA. NCBI's taxonomy places the organism in Eukaryota, Metazoa, Chordata, Mammalia, Rodentia, Sciuridae. The record is from RefSeq and is a predicted model, not a curated record.